Messenger RNA from Abrus precatorius (Indian licorice), 1085 nucleotides. Its product is annotated as bifunctional dTDP-4-dehydrorhamnose 3,5-epimerase/dTDP-4-dehydrorhamnose reductase-like. Gene Ontology annotation, cellular component: methionine adenosyltransferase complex. The transcript has 3 exons. Gene Ontology annotation, molecular function: methionine adenosyltransferase regulator activity. Bases 464 to 916 code for a protein of 150 amino acids. NCBI's taxonomy places the organism in Eukaryota, Viridiplantae, Streptophyta, Magnoliopsida, Fabales, Fabaceae. Gene Ontology annotation, biological process: S-adenosylmethionine biosynthetic process. The record is from RefSeq and is a predicted model, not a curated record.
AAACAGAAUCAAGAUGGGUUUAGAAGCAAAUGGUGGCGUCGCCGAGAAGCACUUCAAGUUUUUGAUCUACGGUAAAACCGGUUGGAUCGGUGGUCUGUUGGGGAAGCUCUGCGAAGACCAAGGCAUCCCAUUCCACUACGCCACCGGCAGACUCGAGAACCGGUCAUCCUUAGAAGCCGACAUAGAGACGGCCAAGCCCAGCCACGUGUUCAACGCCGCGGGCGUUACGGGUAGACCCAAUGUGGACUAGUGCGAAUCUCACAAGGUUGAAACCAUCCGAACCAACGUCGUCGGCACCCUCACCCUCGCCGAUGUGUGCCGCCAGAAAGGCCUCAUCCUCAUCAACUACGCCACCGGUUGCAUCUUCGAGUACGAUUCCUCUCACUCCCUCGGAUCCGCCAUUGGAUUCAAGGAAGAGGACACCCCUAAUUUCACCGGCUCCUUCUACUCCAAGACCAAGGCCAUGGUGGAAGAUCUGCUUCGGAACUACGACAACGUGUGUACCUUGCGAGUGAGGAUGCCUAUCUCCUCGGAUUUGUCGAACCCUCGCAAUUUCAUCACUAAGAUCACUCGAUACGACAAGGUUGUGGACAUUCCCAACUCCAUGACUAUUCUGGACGAACUCCUCCCUCUCUCCAUCGAGAUGGCCAAGAGGAAUCUCACUGGGAUCUGGAAUUUCACUAACCCUGGUGUCGUCAGCCACAACCAAAUCUUACAAUUGUAUAGGGAUUACGUGGAUCCCACCUUUAAAUGGAAGAACUUCACUCUGGAUGAACAGGCUAAGGUCAUUGUUGCCCCCAGAAGCAACAACGAGCUUGACGCGUCUAAGUUAAAGAAAGAGUUCCCUCAACUCUUGUCUAUCAACGACUCCCUCGUUAAGUAUGUCUUCGAGCCUAAUCGGAAAAAGGCUGUGUAAGAUAUUAUCAAGUGUUACCAUUUUUGCGUCCAUUAAUUGUUGAAUUCGGUUUGUGUGCUUUGAGCAGUCACGCACGUAAUGUACUUUUCCGUUCAUAUGUAUCGGUGCGUUUCAAUGUUAUAUUUGUAUUUACUACACGAUGAAUAAGUCAGUUGUAUAACUUGCAACU